ACUCAUAGAAGGAUAGAAUAGAUCAGUGAUGUGGGCAUUGUAAGUUCAGUAAUCAAACGUAAACAACAAACAAAAGAAGGGAAAAAUAUUAAGAAACUCCCAAAAAGGGGAAGACAUUGACCUCACAGCUGAUCGAACGACUUAGCUUUCGCAGAGUUUGCAUUGGAUUGAAGCAUAAGCAACCUCCAAAUUCCGACAACAACCGAUUUGCAGAGUGUAUCUGUUUGUUUGUCCUGGAAAGGAAAAUUUACACUAAUCUUCUAUUGUGUGUGAUCUUAAAUUCGUCAUCUUUCCUUCUGGGUUUUGGAGGUUUUUAGUUGCUUGAAUCUGAUGUUGGUUCAAGAUCGUGUGGCUCCUAAGCCACCAAAAUCUCGGAUCAGAGAGCUUCCUAGCCAUCGAUUCGUUGAACCCAAAAACCUAGAUUUCUCGUCGUGGGUUUCAGACAAUGUAUACAGAAUCGUAAUCUUGUUCCUCUUCAUCGUCACUGUUGCUGCCUUCUUCUUCCUUUACAACACCACCGACACUGCUUCUCUCCUUUGUUUCCAAUCCCAAUCAACUCAAUCGAUUCAAUCUCUCACUCGUCCUCAAAUCAACUGGAACUCGAUCCAGAUCGUCUCCGACAAAACCUCACCUUACUCUAGUUUCCGUACGGAGAAAUGGAUCGUUGUGUCGGUGACCAAGUACCCAACGGAGGAGCUCAAGGGUUUGGUGAAGAUCAAAGGAUGGCAAGUUCUAGCGGUCGGAAACUCUUUAACUCCUAAAGAUUGGAAUCUCAAAGGUGCGAUUUUUCUAUCUCUAGAUGCUCAAGCUGAGCUGAAUUACCGGAUUUUAGAUCAUCUGCCUUAUGAUACGUUCGUACGCAAAAGUGUCGGUUACUUGUUCGCGAUUCAGCACGGUGCAAAGAAGAUCUACGAUGCGGAUGAUCGCGGUCAAGUGAUUGAUGGAGAUCUUGGGAAACAUUUUGAUGUAGAGUUAGUUGGAGAAGACGCUAGGCAAGAACCAAUCUUGCAGUAUAGUCACGAGAACCCGAAUCGAACUGUGGUGAAUCCGUAUAUCCAUUUCGGGCAAAGAUCGGUUUGGCCUAGAGGUUUGCCAUUGGAGAAUGUAGGCGAGAUCAAUCACGAAGAGUAUUACACUGAGGUUUUUGGUGGUAAACAGUUUAUACAGCAAGGGAUUUCAAACGGUUUACCCGAUGUUGAUUCUGUGUAUUAUUUCACUAGGAAGACUACUUUUGAACCGUUUGAUAUCAGAUUUGAUGAGCAUUCUCCUAAAGUGGCGUUGCCUCAAGGUAUGAUGGUGCCUGUGAAUUCUUUCAACACGUUGUACCAUUCCUCAGCGUUUUGGGGGUUAAUGCUUCCUGUUUCGGUUAGUUCCAUGGCUUCGGAUGUUCUUAGAGGUUACUGGGGACAAAGGCUUUUAUGGGAGCUUGGUGGUUAUGUUGCUGUUUAUCCACCAACUGUUCACCGGUAUGAUCGAGUCGAAGCUUACCCUUUCUCCGAUGAGAAAGAUCUCCAUGUCAAUGUUGGUCGUUUGAUCAAAUUCUUGCUUGCUUGGAGAUCAGAUAAGCAUAGGUUCUUCGAGACCAUUCUUGAUUUGAGCUUUGUUAUGGCUGAACAAGGGUUUUGGACUGAACUCGACGUUAAGUUCACAGCUGCUUGGCUCCAAGAUUUGCUUAUGGUCGGUUACCAACAGCCUCGGUUGAUGUCACUUGAGUUGGACCGCCCACGAGCAACCAUCGGUCAUGGAGAUAGGAAAGAGUUUGUUCCUAGGAAAUUGCCUUCGGUUCACCUCGGGGUCGAGGAGAUAGGCACUGUGAGCUCUGAAAUUGGGAAUUUAAUCAGGUGGAGGAAGAAUUUUGGGAAUGUAGUGCUUGUAAUGUUCUGUAACGGACCUGUGGAGCGGACUGCUCUUGAAUGGAGGUUACUUUACGGGCGGAUUUUCAAAACGGUGGUCAUUUUGUCCUCUCGGAAAAACUCAGACCUUUACGUCCAAGAAGCUAAACUCGAUCACAUUUACAAGCGGCUACCAAAGAUAUUUGAUCGGUACAGCAGUGCAGACGGGUUUUUGUUUGUUGAAGAUGAUACAGUUCUUAAUUACUGGAAUUUACUUCAAGCUGACAAAACUAAGCUCUGGACUACAGACAAGGUAAAGGAGUCAUGGACAACAGUGAGACCAUCUGGGAAUGCCGAUUGGUAUUCGGUGCAGGUGAAAUUAGUAAAGAAGAUUGUCGGGACAAUGCCGGUAAAUUUCCAAGUCAAUUACAAGGAAGCCACAAAGAAGAACGAUGACACAGCCUUAACGAUGUGCAGCUCGGAAGUGUUUUAUGUCCCUAAACGUUUUGUCUCAGAUUUUACAGAUCUUGUUAAUCUUGUGGGAGAUAUGGAUUUGCAUUAUAAAGUGGCUGUGCCUAUGUUCUUCCUAUCGAUGGAUUCGCCUCAAAAUUUUGACCCGGUUCUAGGUUCAAUGGUAUAUAAGUCAGAACCAGCUUCGUUAAACACUUCUUUGAGUUUGUAUUCUGCGGAAGCACCUGCGGUUCAUCCAUGGAGCAUAUCGAGCGAACAAGAUUUCAUCAAAUUGGUACGGGAGAUGGCGGAAGGUGAUCCGCUUCUGAUGGAACUGGUAUAGUGAUUCAAAAAUAUGAAUAGUAGAUGCAGCAAUGAAAGGAUGUUUAGAAACAGAUUUACCCAUUUGCGUUAUACAAAAAUCGCUUCAUCAAAUUCUUUUUGGUUCUUUCCUUGAUGUAAUUUUGCCAAUGUAAUCAUAUAAAUUUUCAUCAUUUAAUAUGUUGUGAAGAUGAAAACUGAAAAGAUCACUCAUUGACUUGAACAAGACUGUGUUAUUGUGACGCU
Capsella rubella is the source of this 2849-nucleotide messenger RNA. RefSeq names its product probable glycosyltransferase STELLO2. NCBI's taxonomy places the organism in Eukaryota, Viridiplantae, Streptophyta, Magnoliopsida, Brassicales, Brassicaceae. Bases 331 to 2625 code for a protein of 764 amino acids. The transcript has 3 exons. The record is from RefSeq and is a predicted model, not a curated record.